Colias croceus (clouded yellow) is the source of this 6322-nucleotide messenger RNA. RefSeq lists its product as uncharacterized. NCBI's taxonomy places the organism in Eukaryota, Metazoa, Arthropoda, Insecta, Lepidoptera, Pieridae. The transcript has 2 exons. Bases 5126 to 6091 code for a protein of 321 amino acids. The record is from RefSeq and is a predicted model, not a curated record.
AUAGUCGAGAUGGGUCUAGUAAUAUAUCUAGGCAAUCCAUUUUUUCUAAGUAUGUAUGGACAGUGUUCAACCAAUCACGUAUCGCCGUACGCCUCCGUGGCACCUACUCUGGCGUUAGUGAGGGCCUGGCUCAUUCGCAUUGAGAUAGUUGGGUUCUUUUUCAGGAAUCUUUCAUACCAGUCUCGUCCGGGAAUGCCGUCUUUGAACGGAUUUGCUCUAUUUAAUUCCCGGACGAGCUUCCCUACCGAUAGAAGCAGCUGUUCCUUCGAUACUGGGAACCCAAUAUCUGCCAUAUGGAGGACCCAUUUCACUAUUAAUUCUUCUUCAUCUUUUGUGAGAACUGUUGCAUGUCCAGCAGGAUUGGUAUGCUUAUUCUUCAAUUUAUCUAGUAACGUUUGAUAUGGAACUUUAUACAGCUUGGAAGCUUUAUAGGCAGUUAAUUCACCGCUUCUAGUUUUGAGCAAAGCAUUUUGCAACUCUUCAUCUGUAUAUUUCUUGUACACCUUUGCCAUAUUGCAUGUUUCUGAAAUGAAACGAUAAUUUUAAGAAGUAUCCUGUAAUAUUAUCUUAUAUUAACUAAAAAGUUUUUUAGCAAGUGGGUAACGUACAUAAUUUUAAACCGCUCUUUUAAAGUAAAUCCCAUGUCAAAAACUGCCCUAGCCAGUACAAAGUGUAAACAGAUUACAGAAUAAGCGAAAUGCCCAUAACGCCCAAAUAGUUUAUCCUAUAUUAAGACCAUUUUCAUUGAGAAGUAAUUAAAAACAAACACAUUUCAGGAUAUUCGUUUCCUUAGGUCUCCUGACUAAAAAAAAUACUAUGCUCCAUGAUCUAGCAGUGCACGUGCCUGGUCUCGUGUAAGUACCUAGAUCUGCAGAAGUGUCAAUACCUACUUACAAUUCCCGGCAUCUAACUUUAGUGCUGACCGAUUAGGUCAAAAGCCACUACUCUUUUCCCUACGUUCUGCGCAUCCCCUCUCCUAAUCGGUCAGCGCUAAAGUUAGAUGCCGGGAGUUAUACUUAAGUUAAUACCUGCUCAAAAUAAAAACAAACAAACUUAAUUUAGCACCCACGAAUUUACCAGCAACGCCCAAUAACUGUGUAGGUUAUUUCGUGUUAGUCGAUUUUACAUAUUUGCGAACUUAUUAACUGCAAAUCAUUAUCAGAAAAUAUAAAUACACUAAUGAGAACCUUAUACACCAAACAACUUUAACUUACUAAAAAUACAAAGCAAAAAAAAAAGCGUUUUUGCAUAAAUGUUCAGUGAGACGAAUUUGCCUCGAACGUCCAAGUUAAGGGAAACUUCAAUGUCAUAUUGUAAUAAAUCUGUUCACAAAAUUAUAUACCGAAUUUCCCCUUGACGAACAAUUAACUAUUCUACUAUUUAAUUUUUAGGUUAGUUUUAUUAUAAAACGUUUAUCUGAACAACAAACGAGUUAUAAACUAAUCAGUAAAAUACUGCUAAUUCGGGAAUAACACGAAGUAGCCUACUAAGGAAUAAUAAUCUGCUGGCUAAUUCGGCAGUCGAAAUUUCGCUAAUUUUAGGAAAUCUAUGCUAUUAAACUACCCGAACUUGAUAUAAGAUCAAUAGCAACAAAAUACAGAACAGAAUUAACUUAAUAUCUUCAUAAAUAGACUAACCUGUAUCUUGAAGCGGUCUUAUAAAGUUUCGUGUACGACCUUACGCUCUCAGUAAGCACGCGCGGCUAUCACAGCUGUUUGAGGCCGACUGACGUUUCGUGUGUUUUGUUGCGUUCCGUUUUGCCGUGAAAAAUUAGGUAUUUUAUUUUUUUGGUAGGGUAAUGUAUAGAACACACAAUAAAGUUUAGUUUUAAAAUAUCGUGUCAGAAUUUCUUAUUUUAGAAUCGAAAAGCAAAACACACGAAAUACCCCACUAGCCCAAAGUAACCCGCCUUUACGUUAAAACUUAUAAAUUUGUUACCUUCAGUAUUUUUAGUGGCUGUAAGAAAUGACUUUCCUCUACCUCUCUCCUGGGUCUGAUGACGAGUUGCCUUACUGUCGUCUCGGACUCCGUUGUACUUCCAGUCGCCACGUCCACGGCCGUGAAGUCUCCAGUCGCCAGUCCUGUGUCACAGUAUUACAAUAUCUAUAAUAUUGUAAUACUGUGCCUGUGUCGUGCCUGCUGAGUGCUCCUACACUGGGAUUUUUUGUGCCCGAGGCGUCCACACCCAAAACACAAGAAGAUUGAAGAGUCAAGGGAUUUCCGUUUUUCCUCUUCUCCAAGGAGGCUGUUUUUUACAAAGUCCAUUUUCAAUUCCUCCACAGUUUCCAAAGCCGUGAUAAUGCCUUCAAAAGAUUUCGGCAUGGGUAGGAGUAAAUAGUUAACCUUUUCUUCCUCCGAGAGCUCACUGCCAGCAUCCCCGAGUUGUGUAGCUUUUCCAUGUUAAUAAAAUGUUCCAUUAAAGGUUUCCGUUCAAUUUCAUAUCGGACAACUCUCUUCUUAUAAAUAAUUAAGAUCGUGUACCUUUCUUCUUAAUGCUGUCUUCGAUGCUUUUAAUCAUUUGAUAAGUAGAUCUGUCCUUCAAGUAUUCGAGAUGACCGGUUGCCGCUAUUAUGUUGUGUUGCCUGGGCUUUAGCUUCCAAUUGCAAUUGCUUGUUAUCCGUAGAUUUACCUACUGAAAUCCUCCAUUUCGAUCGCCUCUAUUGCUCCAUUAUCCCGCAGGAUACUUUUCAAUCGAAACUCCCAUGCGUUGUAAUUGUAUCCCGCGAAAGGGACAAUUUGAUAUUUUUCUUUAGACAUUUUCUGUCCUUUAACACAUAUUCAUUCAUUAUAAAACCAUUGGCCGUACCUACUGAGCCCAUAACCCUGUUAAGGAUUACGGGGAUAAUUAAAGAUACAAACUUUGAACAUUGAAACGUGCUUUUUAUUUAUCACAAAACAACAACAUGGAGAACGUAUAACAGAAACCUCGGCCACGUGUAAGUAUUUUUUUUUUUUGGAUAUACAAUAGAUACGGCAACACUGAAUGGCGACGUAUUUUCGUAAACAACAUUUUCGAAGUUUCGAAUAAUACGUUACUUACUGAUGGUAGGUACUGGUGUUAGAUGGUAUGGUUGUAAUAUUUUUACACAGUUUAAUGACAUAAACAGGCACUUAACGUCGGGUUUUGUCCAAAAUCUUUAUAAACUAUCGGUACGCCCACUUCACACAGCUGCUUGUGACACGACGACUGGCUUGGGUAGUUGGGUACGCCGAAUUCGGCGACUCGGCGCAGCGCGGCGUAGUAGUACCUAUAUUUUGCCGCAUUUUUCAAGUACGCUAGCGCGGCGGUACCUAGACGUAGCGCGCGCGCGGAGACAUUUUUUUUUUUAAUGAAAAGACGCGGGGAAAAUUAGAUGUAAAUUAUUAUUAUUCAAAGUAGAAUAUUGGAGGCUUACGAGUGCUUCCUAUCCUCUAAAGACAACUCUACCUCAGAUAAGACUUGAAACUUAUACUGUGUAGGUACAUCCUAGAAAUUCGACGUAAACAGGCGCGUGUCAAUUUUAAUGAAAAUUGUUUUCACCCAUUUCUUUUUAUAGGGUAGUUUGAGAAUAUAAUGAUGUCGCCUAUAUUUUGAAACGUUCCAGUUAUAAUUUGCUUAAUUUUUUUUUGUUGUGUUUAAAUUUAAUAUAAAGCAUCAAAUAAUUUUUGUCUUUUUUAUAUGUAUGUCUUUGUUUAACAAUAUUAGUUUGUGUAUUAUUGGAUUUUAGAUACUAAUUCGCACAUCCGGAGAAAUAACGUCACAACUGCAUUUUUUUUAAAAAUGAGUUUUUUGUCAAAAACGUUUCCUUUUAUGGUUUAGUAUUCGGGGAAUUAAUGUCGUAAUUUUAAUUUUAAUAUUCUCCACGAGAGGUCGCUUAUGACGUCGCGGUUUUGACAUGUUAUUGGCCCUUUCUGGCGGCACGAUGUCUUAUUAGUCAGUUGCGUCCGGCCAUCUGAGCGGAGUAAAUGUGCUUGGAGCUGCGUUGUCACAUAAGGUGAGAGUACUCGCAGCGGGGAUUUUUCGCCUGAUAGUGACAGUGAUGAAUAUCGGCCUACUAAAUCUUCAAGCUCUAGUUCCUCUAGAAGUUCAAGUUCUGAUUCUUCUUCAUCUAGCGAAUAUUCAGAAGUAGGAUCUACUGCAAACCCUGUCAAUAGACCUUCUGUAGAAUAAGUUGCAAUUUCUGAAACUGUAAAUAGUACAAGUGAGGAGGAAACCCCAAACAAUCUUCGAAAAGAAACGACUUUGACACAGAAAAAAGGUAAAAUAGAUAGUGUUUACGACCUACCGUCACUUUAUUUUAUAUUUUUGUUCACGCGAAUUGUAAUAUGCAUUGUCAUUGUGUCAUCUUAGCGUCUGAGUAUUGAACACAUCUAAUAUUAAAAUUUGUGUUGUAAUUAAUAUAAUACCUGUGCUAAAGAAAGUAAUGUGUACUUAUAUUAUUGCUCAUUGUGUAUUGUGUCAUCUUAACGUUUGUCGAAGGAAUUAAAUUCAAAGCGAUACAUAAAAUGGGAGUUUUUAUUCAUGGUCCUUCGAGCCGGAUAUAAGAUAUAAUAUAAAACGAUACUGGAGAAUACUGGCUUUGGAGUUACGACAAUAUCGAAGUAAUAAUUAUUGGUGGAUUACGACUAAUAAUACGUGACAUCGAGUUGGGUGUUCUAUCAUCGGGUUUCGUGUCUUCACAUCUGCACCUGGAGGUUAUUUUGUGUAUAAGUGCUGUGAGUGAGUAAAUAAGUGGACAAACCGUGAGUACAUUCGAGAUAAUAUCGUAAUAAUUGGACUUUAAUUGUAUUGGGACUUUAAGUGUAAAUCGUAUAUAAAACUUGCUAAUUGCUAUUACAAAAUAAUUGAUUUGUACUUUAAAGAUUGAUGUAAUGUAAACUUGUUAUAUAUAGUUCAAGGUUACGUGUUUAUAUAGCUGAAUCUUAAAACAAUUAUCUAAGUAUAGUUAAAUAACUAUAAGUACUUACAUAUGUAUUAUAAUCUGUGAAUAAGUAAUUGUCACUUUAUGAACAUUGAAUUUAUAAAUCUAUUUCGGAUUUUCUAUAGUAAAUAUAUUUGAUUUAUAAGAUUACAUAUUUCAAAUAGGUAUUUCACGUUGAGAUUUUUAUAAAGUUUUUUAUAUAUUAAUUUUGUUUAUUGUAAAAGAUGGAAUCUUAUAUUAAAGUGCAAAACAAUAUAUAUGAUCGAAUUACAAAAGCUAGAUCUAAUUUUAAGAAAUCGCCUAAAGAACGUUUAGCGAAUGAUGCGUAUUUAUCGACAAGAUUGGAUGCGCUUGAGGAACUUUGGUCUCAGUUUUUGCAAACUCACACGCAAAUUAUUCAAGUUUCGGAAAGUGAUAAAUUGAACGCUACUACUUAUGUCAAAGCUGAUACAUAUGGCAAUUGCGAAGAACAAUAUAUCGAUUAUAAGUAUGAGUUGCGGGAAGAUCGAGCUAAUUUAACUGUUAAAUCAUCCACUGUACAUCAUGCGCCAGAUGGCAGCACGACAUCUACAGAUUCGAAUCAACAAGGUUUUAAAUUACCAAAGAUUGCUAUCCCACAUUUCUCCGGGAAAUAUGCAGAAUGGACGAGCUUUCGAGACCUGUUUUUGUCACUGGUACAUAGUAACCCUACAUUGGAUGAUGUUCAACGCUUACAUUAUUUAAAAUGUCAACUCACUGGAGAAGCGGAACAGUUCUUGCGACACAUACCAAUAACUGCAGAAAAUUAUAAGUUAUGUUGGAAACAGCUUGAGGAUCGGUACAGCAACAAAAAGUAUCUUGCCAAUUGUAUCUUAAAGAAAUUUAUGAAUCAAAAAACUGUAACAACUGAAUCAGCUACAGCGUUACGCGAAAUUUUAGAUACUACUAAUGAAUGUAUGUUUGCACUUAAAAAUUUGUCAAUAGAUGUAAGUACUUGGGACACUAUUGUUAUUUAUGUUGUAAGUCUAAAAUUAGAUUCCGAGUCCCGUAAGCAAUGGGAACUGCAAAGUAGUAAAAAUUGUAAUUUAUUACCAACAUAUAAAGAAUUUAUAGAAUUUUUAGAAAUCCGUUCACGUUCAUUAGAAUUUAUUGAUCCUAAGGUAGCUAACACGUUCGCGGACAGUAACGAACACAGGCGUCUAUACAGCUAAAAGUGUUACGACAGUACGUCUGUCGACGUAUCAGUUUUUACUUGCAUAAAAUCAGUACGCCACACGCCGUGCGAUUUUUCAUACUAUCAUAAAGAACGGCAUGUUGUACUGUCUUGACAGGUAUAAUUACGACUUUUGUACUGUCACUGUAUUAUUUACAAAAAUUCGUCAAAGGAAGGUACUUCCACGCACACAUUCAUAUUUUUAUACCCCUCUCCCGCGAACACUACG